UCUAUAACUAUGAUUAUUUCUUAUCUAGACUUUAGACCUGGGAGCAGAAAUGCUUAUGAACUGUUUUUUAUUUAGGAAUAGGCAGAGCAUCCUCUUUUUGUCUGGCUCCAUGUCUCUGAUUACGAUGGACGGCAUUGAUCACGUGACUCUGUUGAGAAGACCUGAAUCUCGACAGUUUCUGAAGCAGUGUUGAUUGUUUUGACACAUGUGCCGGAGCUUUGCCGUCAUUAUCCCGAGCAAACUGCCCCUGCCCUUUUCUCUCUUUCUCACUCACAAACACACGGACGUGCCACAGUCCAGCCGUGCACGUUCCUCAUUGGUCCCAGGAAGCGAAAAACAGGUGACGCAACACGGAAGUAUCGGCAGCAGAGUCUUCGGGUUGUGGUGUGUUUAUCGAGGCUGUGUGUGUGAAGGCUCUUGGAGAAACAACGACGCGACAUGAAGGUGUUUUUUUCCGGUGUACUGCUGCUCCUGUGUGCGCGGCACACCGACAGCUGGGAUGACGGCAGUGUACUGCUGCGGGACAUCCAGGCACUGACUCUGUACAGGAACCGGUACACCACAGCCAGGCGCUCUAGCCCGAUCCCUCAGCUCAAGUGUGUUGGAGGGUCAGCGGGCUGCCACGCCUUCGUCCCAGAGGUGGUCCAGUGUGUGAAUAAAGGCUGGAAUGGAGUCGAUGUGCAGUGGGAGUGUAGGACUGACAUGGACAACACACAUCGAUUUGGUCACAUUGAGGUGAGCUGUGAGGGCUACAGUCACCCUGCUGAUGCCUACAUACUGAAAGGGUCUUGUGGGCUGGAGUACACACUGGAACUGACUGAAGAGGGCCAGAGGAGGUCUCACAGUAGUAGGGGUUCCCGUGAUGGGUUUAAAGAUCUCUGGGGAUUUGCCUCCAGUUUCUUUACUGGUUCAUCAGAAUAUGGGCAGCAGCAUGACCGUCAGAGCUCUUACACUGCAGGCACUCAGGACUCAGGAGGACUGCUGGUUGUUGCUGUGCUUCUGCUCUUAGCCUAUGGCAUCCAUAAACUGUUCCUAAGUGGGAACACCACUGGGGGGCAAGAUGGUGGACCAGCUACACAUUCUGGACACAAUUACCAUGGCUCCAUGGGUGGACCACCCCCACCAGGAUUCAAACCAGACUACACAGACUACCCUGGAGCCAACCCCAGUUAUGGUUUCCACAGUGAUUACACUCACAGACACCAGUACCCAGGAGGCCAGGCAGCUCCCGGCACAGGAGGUGGUUUCUGGACUGGAAUGGGAACAGGCGGGUUGCUUGGAUAUCUUUUUGGUGGUCGGAGGAGCCAGCCCUACAAUUCUAACUACUCCACUCACACUAACAGACCUGCCAGAGAACCUCCCUCUUCCGGGACACGCAUUACUUCAGGUUUUGGAGGAACCAAAAGAAGAUAGAAGCCCCCCCCCACACACACACACCCCCACACUUUCUGCAGUGGACAGAAUAUGACUAAGUGCAUUGAUCUGUUUGCUGCUUGCAGGCUGUAAUCAUUUCUUCAAGCAGAGACGUCCAAACGUUACUGCUCGGUUGUGUGUUUCUUGGAGAGCUUGCUGUGGUUCAGUAGUUUCUGUCAGCGUGUGGUUUGGAUUUUAGCCUAAAAGUUUUAACGUCCAGCAUAAGAAGCUUGUAGGGCUUUAUUAAAACAAUAAUAAUGUUUCAUUGAUAAUUACUAGAUUUGGGGGUUUUUUGUAGGCAAGUUAAAUAUUUGAACUCUUUAACUGCAACCUUCUGCUCAAAUGUUUGUAUCUGUUACGGUGUUCCUCUGCUGAUGCACCUUUUCCCUUCCAGUAAAUGAAAUAUUAGAAUUGACAAAAUGGUUAAUAAAAUGGUGUGUACUGCUGCUCUCUGGCUUUGUGCAUCAGCUAAGAAAAAACCUUAGUCUUUAGACUCAUUGAGAAAAUCCACCUUUCAAUCAUCUGUGCAAACUCAUCACUGGAUGAGUUUGCACUAGGGCUGUGCGAUAUGACCAAAAUCUCAUAUCCCGAUAUAAAACAUUUCUCAUCCUGAUAAAGAUAUAUAUCACAAAAUAGUGGUUUUUGUGUAAAUUCUGUGAAUCUCAGGCAACUCGACUUGUUUUUAGCUAGGCGUCGUGUACCUGGCAUCGAGUGUUUUGACAGAUGCAUGAAACUAUAUAUUUUUAGAUAUACGUUGUAACGGCCAUCAUUUUCUUUGUAUUUAUUACAUAGUGUGUUGCGGGGGAAAACCUGGCGGCUCUUUUUUGCUUCUCAUUCAUAAACUCUCUCCAGACUCUUUCAUGUGAUUCUUGCAUAGGUGGUAGAAGAGGUUUGUCGUGUUUGAGUCUGUGGUGGGGAAUAGUUUGCAGCAUAAUUUGCGCAGUACAGUUUUCUGGUCAGACUGUGUCAGACUUUUGCAUAACCAAACCAUGUCCCCUUGUAGGAAUAAGGUCCUCGAUCGGUUUUGACUGGUCCUUCGGUUUGGAGCUGCCUGGUUCUGCCUCAUCUUCACUGGCCAUGCUGGUAUUCUCUGUGAGUGUAAGCGCCAUUUAUAGUUACUUCAUGUUUUUAUUUGAGGUAAUUUGUUUGAUGCACAUUCUGAAAUUUGAUGUUUGAGGAUAAUGUAUAUCAUUUCAGUUUAUUUUGAAAACUCAUCAGGAUCUUGAGCUUUAUUGUGAAAGGUUUAUGUGGAAAAUAAACGAGCGGACGGCGGAGCCACACAAUGGUUUUACCGUCGCUGUUGCUAACGAA
Maylandia zebra (zebra mbuna) is the source of this 2724-nucleotide messenger RNA. RefSeq names its product store-operated calcium entry-associated regulatory factor (gene saraf). Gene Ontology annotation, biological process: regulation of store-operated calcium entry. Gene Ontology annotation, cellular component: endoplasmic reticulum membrane. Lineage: Eukaryota; Metazoa; Chordata; Actinopteri; Cichliformes; Cichlidae. The record is from RefSeq and is a predicted model, not a curated record.